CUUAUUUUGCUAGCCAUUGUAUGCGUUACAUAAUCGUUUGUAUAUAUAUUUCAGUAGGUAAAUAAACAUUAAAUGGUAUUAAGUUUUAGUGAAUCUUACAUUAUUAACAGUACUUAUAGUAAGGAGUGAACUGUUAAAAAAAACUGUGUAAAAUUGCUUGCAAAUUAUUUCUGAAUUCGUUUUAUGUGCAAAACAAGAUUUAUGAAAUGAGUUCGCGUGAUCGUGAUGCCGGUAGAAAAUUUGAGUCGGAUAAUUCAAAAAGGAAACGAGCUAUCAAAAGAAAGCAGGUAGAAGAAAAACUACGUGGGUCUUUAUAUAAAUAUAUAAAAAGUGAUUGUCAAGAAACCUCUAAAAACCCGUCAUUGACUGAAAGUGACACAUUAUUGCACUGUAACCUUAACCCAGCUGAAAUUAUUCCUUCAACAUCAUCAUGGAUGCCACCUAGUAACAAUAGCGAGGAUAAUGAGUCAACAACAUCAUUGUCUCUUACACCACCGCCGCCUUCGUCAACACUAUCCAGCCAAGAAUACGUAUCUAAGUCUAUGUCUAUAUCCACGACUGGCAGAAUUGAAAAUCUGAAUCCUCAGAAUGACCCAGGUUUGUGGCCAUUGACAAUUACUGAUGUAGACCGAACUGAGAUUGUACUAAAAGGUCCAAUCCAGGUUAAAGUUGAUUUUUUUCCCGUAAAUGAUAACGGACAACGAUUCAGCGAAUAUCAUUACAGUAAAACAUUAGCUAAUGGUGAAAAACUUGACAGGCGCUGGAUGAUUUAUUCACAAACAAAGGAUGCCAUUUACUGCUUUCCGUGUCAACUGUUCGGACUAGAAAAUACAAGAAUUGGAUCCAGUGAAAGAGUGUGUGAUUGGAAACACUUGGGUGAUUAUUUAAAGUCUCAUGAAUCUAGCAGACUGCACAAAGAUUUUAUGUUGAAAUGGUUAAAUUUAGAAAACGGAUUAAAAAGCUGUACCACUAUUGACUCUUUAGCCCAGAAUCAAAUUGAACAAAAAAGGCAGCAUUGGAGAGAUAUUUUAGAAAGACUACUUGCAAUUGUAAAUUUUUUUAGCAUCUCACAAUUUGGCCUUCAGAUGUCAUAGAGAGAAAAUAAUAUCUGACUCAGAUUCAAGUGAG
Messenger RNA from Centruroides sculpturatus (bark scorpion), 1128 nucleotides. RefSeq names its product zinc finger MYM-type protein 5-like. Bases 207 to 1094 code for a protein of 295 amino acids. Lineage: Eukaryota; Metazoa; Arthropoda; Arachnida; Scorpiones; Buthidae. The transcript has a single exon. The record is from RefSeq and is a predicted model, not a curated record.